Messenger RNA from Asparagus officinalis (garden asparagus), 2701 nucleotides. Its product is annotated as dextranase-like. The coding region runs from base 84 to 2387 and encodes 767 amino acids. Gene Ontology annotation, cellular component: cytoplasm. The transcript is spliced from 3 exons. Gene Ontology annotation, molecular function: glutathione binding; glutathione transferase activity. The record is from RefSeq and is a predicted model, not a curated record. NCBI's taxonomy places the organism in Eukaryota, Viridiplantae, Streptophyta, Magnoliopsida, Asparagales, Asparagaceae.
AGUCAAGAGAAGUAAGAGGUGGGAAACUUAGUCCCGCUCUCCGUCGUUGCAUCAUAUAUCAAAAAACUAAUAUCGAUCGAUCCAUGGCAACUCAAGCCCCCACGGUGAAAGUUUACUACGGGAAGCCCAUGUUGCCGGAUGUUUCAAGGGUGCUCGCAUGCCUCCACGAGAAGGAUGUCGAGUUCAACCUCAUCGAUAUGUAUGAAGGUCAACAGAUGAACGCCGACCUCGUCAAACUACAGGCAUCGCGGACGCCAGUAUCAGCCUUUGAAGAUGGAAACACGAGGCUAUUUGAGUCCAGAGCAAUAUGCAGGCAUAUAGUUGAGAAGUAUGCAGAACGAGGCAACAAGUAUUUACUUGGCAGAGAUCUGCUCGAACGAGCUUCAAUUGAACAAUGGCUCAAAUCAGAGCAACACAGCUUCAAUCCUCCAAGUUGGGCUCUGGUCUGCCACCUCGCAUUCAACGUCGAGGCUGAUCAAGCACUGAUCACCGAGAGCGAGAGGAGGCUGAGCAAAGUUCUUGAUGUAUACGAGCAGCGGUUGGCGGUGAGCAAGUUCCUGGCUGGCGAUGAGUUUUCACUCGCUGACCUCUACCAUCUCCCUAACUCUCAUUAUAUAGUGGGAUCAAGGAAGUGGGGUUAUCUAUUUGAAUCGAGGAAGAAUGUAAGCAAGUGGUGGGAGGAGAUCUCGAGUCGGUAUUCAUGGCAAGAGGUGGUCAAGAUACUCAAUGAGGUUGGCUUGUUGGAGGAGGUUGAGGUGAGGUCGAACGGAGGUUACAAAUUUUUAGUCCAGAAGAAACUUCAACUGCACUCGCCUUCUGAAGAGCAAAAGGAUUUAACUGAUCAAGAACAUCCCACUCAUAUUCCAGUAUCCACUGGCAAAUCAAUUGUUCUGAAAAGCACCACCACUCCCCAGUCUUCUCUUCCACUAGUAUUUGAUCCCUCAAGGGAAAAAAUAUCCAAAAUUAUCCAACCAAUGAAUAUGGUUGAUUCAGUAAAGCAAUCGGUAACUCCACAAGGUGAAAAAGAGCAGCAGAUACAUCAAGCUGAUACUGCUAAUAAGUUCGCAUAUGAACCAACUACAACUAAAGAAGCUCCUGCUGGUGCCCCGUCAAGCCAAACAAAACAUGAAGAGAAAAUUGCUCCUGAUGAUCAAUCUACUGCUGAUUCUAAGCCCCUCCCUCAAGAGAAGAAAGAACCAACUGAUACUAAGCCUUUCUCUCGACAAGAUACUUCUAGUGAAAGUUCAAGUGACAAAAAAGAGGAAAGUGCAAAGACAACCGGAGCAGAUUACGGAGGUCAACCAGCUGAUCAACAAGAUACUGGAGAAGACAACUCCUCAAAAUCUCCAAAAUCUACUGAUGCUCGGGGUACUCCUAGUGAAAAAUUAGGUGAGAAAAAGGAGGAAAACACACAGACAAGCGGAUCAGAUACCAAAGGUCGGUCAGCUGAUCAACAAGAUACUGAAAAAGUUAAGUCCUCAAAAGCUCCAGAAUCUACAGAUACUAAGUUUUCCUCUCAACAAGAUACUACUGGUGAAAGUUACUCCUCAAAAUCUCCAAAACCUACUGAUGCUCAAGGUACUCCUAGUGAAAAAUUAGGUGAGAAAAAGGAGGAAAACACACAGACAACCGGAGCAGAUACCAAAGGUCGGUCAGCUGAUCAACAAGAUACUGAAAAAGGUAAGUCCUCAAAAGCUCCAGAAUCAACAGAUACUAAGUUUUCCUCUCAACAAGAUACUACUGGUGAAAGUUUUGGUGAGAAAAAAGAUGAAAGUGCAAAGACAACUGAAGCAGAAUACAAAGUUCGAUCAGCUGAUCAACAAGAUACUGGAGAAGAUAACUCCUCAAAAUCUUCAAAAUCUACUGGUGCUCAAGGUACUCCUAGUGAAAAGUUCGGUGAGAAAAAGGAGGAAAAUACACCGAAAACUGGAGCAGAUGCAAAAGGUCGGUCAGAUGAUCAACAAGAUACUGAAAAAGUUAAGCCCUCAAAAGCUCCAGAAUCUACUGACACUAAGUUUUCCUCUCAACAACAUACUACUAGUGAAAGUGAUACUAAGGUUUCCUCUCAACAAGGUACCACUAGUGAAAGUUCAAGGGUGAAAAGAGAGGUAAGUGCAAAGACAAUCGGAGCAGAUUACAGAGGUCAAUCAGCUGAUCAACAAGAUACUGGAGAAGACAACUCCUCAAAAUCUCCAAAAUCUACUGAUGCUCAGGGUACUCCUACUGAAAAAUCAAGUGAGAAAAUGGAGGAAAAUGCACAGACUACUGGAGCAGAUACCACCGGUCAAUCAGCUGAUCAUGGAGAAGUUAACUCCUCAAAUGCACCAAAAUCCAUGGAAUCAACCUCUGCAAAAGAAACAGAUCCUUCUACAGAGUCCAAAAAAUAAUCAACUCAAAAUCAGCAACCCAAAAAGCAACCAGCUACUCCCCAUACAGCUGCUUUUGCUUUGUUGAACAGCACAACAAGCUUUACUUCCACCAAUAAAUCAUGCGAUCAUCUUCCAUGUUCGCAGUCAGCUUCAAUCAGUAUCUCCUUCUUUGUUAUUGCGUAAAAGUUCAGUCCUAAAUAGAUCAGGUUAAGCAUGUUAUCUUUGAGGUGUAUGUGGCUUCAUGAUUGUGGUUUUUCUUCUAUUUCUAUUUGUUUCCUCCCAGAGCACCUGUUGUUUCUAUUAAUAAAACAACUUUUCCAUGUUUGCUUGAA